AUGCACGUGCUGUCCAUGAACAACGGGAGUGUGGUCGCCUUGAAUCGCACUGCAUCCAACUCAACUCUUGCCAGCCCCGGUCUCCCGAUAACCGGUGCCACAUCCACCAUGUCCACUGCCUCCGUGCAUGUAUUUCGUUUUCCCUCUGCCGCACUGGCCAAAUUGUUCUGGCAGUACGCGGUCGCGUGUCAUGCAUUCUUUCGCAUUCGUGAACCGUCCUCCGGAGGUGGCGGUGUCGGAUUUCGUGGAAGUGUGGCUGGGAGCACAAUGACUUCGAUCUCGGCCACUGCAUUCUAUGCGGCAAUCCAACGAGCCACUGGCGGAUUUCGACGCUACUUCUCCCUGGCCCGACGGGACAGUACCGUCACCGCCAGUCUCAGCGGACCAGUGGGUGGAAUUGGACGUACUCUGUCCACUGUGAUGGAACUGCGUCGGAAUUCCCGCGUAUUCGAUCGUGGUUUUUCCCGAGAGAAUGAGUCAGUUGGAAACCUGAACACUAUCUCCCUCGCGAACAGUCGUAUCAUCCACACUCCACGGCAUCUCACUUGUUCACCAACGUAUCACGUGAUCCAAGACGAAGAUCGAAAGGAGGCUGUUGCGUCCAGUCGGCGGAGCAAUCGACGUUCACUGGUCAGCUCCAAUACCAACGUGACAUUCGCCCCAUCUGCGGGAAUGCGAUCGUCCUCAAACAAUUCACUGAUUGAGACACCUGUGGGGGUCUCGAACGCAGUCCCGGUAAAAACGUACACCCAGAUGCCUCCACCGGGAGCACGUGCAAGCUACGCAGGCAAACACUGGGGUUCACGACAAAGCGAGACUACAGCUGCCACCUCAAGAUACAGUUCGAUGUCUGCAGUCGGUCCCCGACAAUCGAAACGACCGGCUCCGGGUACAAACAGUAGUAUGUCAGCAUCCUAUCAGCAUCCACAACAAGAGUCAUACCCGUUGGGUUCACGUGGUUCGUCCACCCCAGCGGAUAAAUCCACACGCACGCGUGGUUCAAAAUCCGGCAGCCCUACUGCUCCAGGCCCGUCCAGUCGAACCAGUCAACGUCGUGGACCUCCGGCAUCUCCGUCGAGAAGUCAUGCGAAUGCCACUUCGCCGAAAUCUUUGCGUCGCACCCCAGAACCACGCAAUACGGACAGAUUUCGUCAAUCGCCCGGCCAAUUUAACGAUGAUGAGAACGACCUGAACGGACUGAACCAUUCCGAACCUUCGGAUUCCGACCUCACACUGAACGGGGGUGAUUUUGACGAGACCGAGGCCGCCGGAUACUGGCAUCAACGACGUGCACAAGCUGUCCGUGGUACAGGACGUACACCAUCGUCCAAUCGAAUGCGAACCAAUUCCGGUUCGUCACGUCCCGAUAUAUCUGCAAAACGUCGACUGGCCCCGGAGCCGUUUCUGGGUUCAAGCGAAUUGCCUCCCGGCACAGAGAUGGUUUACAAGGCCGGAUUCUCCCGCACGGGCAGCUCGGCGAUUCAUCGUGUUCCGCUGACCGGGUCAACCAAAACUGUCGACAAGUUAGAUAGCCACAGGGAAGGUGGUGGUGGUUGUGGUGGUGAUGGUGAUGGUGGUGGUUGUGGUGGUGAUGGUGGUGGUGCUGGUGGUGCUGGUGGUUGUGGUUGUGGUGACGGUGGUGGUGGUUGUGGUGAUGGUGGUGAUGGUUGUGGUGGUGAUGGUGGUGGUGGUGAUGGUUGUGGUGAUGGUGGUUAUGGUGGUGGUGGUUGUGGUGGCGGUGGCGGCGGCGGCGGUGGGAUUCAAAACACACGAUCGGAUACUUGCUGA
Messenger RNA from Echinostoma caproni, 1788 nucleotides. The record is from the annotation of a GenBank genome assembly. NCBI's taxonomy places the organism in Eukaryota, Metazoa, Platyhelminthes, Trematoda, Plagiorchiida, Echinostomatidae.